UGGUGAGUCAGAGCCAACAGCGGAGACUAUCUAUAUACUUUCUUUUCUAUGGUCGUUCGCUCCACGCCCCCGGCCGCAGUGCACGCCGGGCAAGAGGAAGACCUCCAGAAGCUCCCCGCGCAGCGCGGCUGUGUUUGCGGCCUAUGCGAGUAGGCGCUUCGGAACCAGUCUCCCGGGCGAGGGGCGCGCAGAAACCUCGAACCGGUGGAGCCCACUCGUAACCUGGAUCACAGAAGACCGCGGAAACAGUACUGUUUCCUCAGCGGCGGACCGCUGCAGUAAGAAUGUCUUUCCCCCCUCAUUUGAAUCGCCCUCCCAUGGGAAUCCCAGCACUCCCACCAGGGAUCCCACCCCCACAGUUUCCUGGCUUUCCUCCACCUGUACCUCCAGGAACCCCAAUGAUUCCUGUACCAAUGAGCAUUAUGGCUCCUGCUCCAACUGUCUUAGUACCUACUGUGUCCAUGGUUGGAAAGCAUUUGGGAGCAAGAAAGGAUCACCCAGGCUUAAAGGCUAAAGAAAAUGAUGAAAAUUGUGGUCCCACUACUACGGUUUUUGUUGGCAAUAUUUCUGAGAAAGCCUCAGACAUGCUUAUAAGACAGCUCCUAGCGAAAUGUGGUUUGGUCUUGAGCUGGAAGAGAGUACAAGGUGCUUCUGGAAAACUUCAAGCCUUCGGAUUCUGUGAGUAUAAGGAGCCUGAAUCAACCCUCCGUGCACUCAGAUUGUUGCAUGAUCUGCAGAUUGGAGAGAAAAAGCUACUUGUUAAAGUUGAUGCAAAGACAAAGGCACAGCUGGAUGAAUGGAAAGCAAAGAAGAAAGCUUCUAAUGGGAAUGCCAGGCCAGAAACUGUCAGUAACGAUGAUGAAGAAGCCUUAGAUGAAGAAACAAAGAGAAGAGAUCAGAUGAUUAAAGGGGCCAUUGAAGUUUUAAUACGUGAAUACUCCAGUGAGCUAAAUGCCCCCUCACAGGAAUCUGACUCUCAUCCCAGGAAGAAGAAGAAGGAGAAGAAGGAGGACAUUUUCCGCCGAUUUCCAGUGGCCCCACUGAUCCCUUAUCCACUCAUCACUAAGGAGGAUAUAAAUGCUAUAGAAAUGGAAGAAGACAAAAGAGACCUGAUAUCCCGAGAGAUCAGCAAAUUCAGAGACACACACAAGAAACUGGAAGAAGAGAAAGGCAAAAAGGAAAAAGAAAGACAGGAAAUUGAGAAAGAACGGAGAGAAAGAGAGAGGGAGCGUGAAAGGGAACGAGAAAGGCGAGAACGGGAACGAGAAAGGGAAAGAGAACGUGAACGAGAAAAGGAGAAGGAACGGGAGCGGGAACGAGAACGGGAUAGGGACCGUGACCGGACAAAAGAGAGAGAUCGAGAUCGGGAUCGAGAAAGAGAUCGUGACCGGGACAGAGAAAGGAGCUCAGACCGUAAUAAGGAUCGGAGUCGAUCGAGAGAGAAGAGCAGAGAUCGUGAAAGGGAACGGGAGCGGGAGAGAGAGAGAGAACGAGAACGAGAGCGAGAAAGAGAACGGGAGCGAGAGAGAGAGCGAGAGAGGGAACGGGAACGAGAAAGGGAAAAAGACAAGAAACGGGACCGAGAAGAAGAUGAAGAAGAUGCAUACGAACGAAGAAAACUUGAAAGAAAACUCCGAGAAAAAGAAGCUGCUUAUCAGGAGCGUCUUAAGAAUUGGGAAAUCAGAGAACGGAAGAAAACUCGGGAAUAUGAGAAAGAAGCUGAAAGAGAAGAAGAAAGAAGAAGAGAAAUGGCCAAAGAAGCUAAACGACUAAAAGAAUUCUUAGAAGACUAUGAUGAUGAUAGAGAUGAUCCCAAAUAUUAUAGGGGAAGUGCUCUUCAGAAAAGAUUGCGUGAUAGAGAAAAGGAAAUGGAAGCAGAUGAACGAGAUAGGAAGAGAGAGAAGGAAGAGCUUGAGGAAAUUAGGCAACGCCUUCUGGCAGAAGGGCAUCCAGAUCCAGAUGCAGAGCUCCAGAGGAUGGAACAAGAGGCUGAGAGGCGCAGACAGCCACAAAUAAAGCAAGAGCCGGAAUCAGAAGAAGAGCAAGAAGAAAAGCAAGAAAAAGAAGAAAAACGAGAAGAACCCAUAGAAGAAGAAGAAGAGCCAGAACAAAAGCCUUGUCUCAAGCCUACUCUGAGGCCGAUCAGCUCUGCCCCAUCUGUUUCUUCUGCUAGUGGCAAUGCAACACCCAACACUCCUGGGGAUGAGUCUCCCUGUGGUAUUAUUAUUCCUCAUGAAAACUCACCAGAUCAACAGCAACCUGAGGAGCAUAGGCCAAAAAUAGGACUAAGUCUUAAACUGGGUGCUUCCAAUAGUCCUGGUCAGCCUAAUUCUGUGAAGAGAAAGAAACUACCAGUAGAUAGUGUCUUCAACAAAUUUGAGGAUGAAGACAGUGAUGAUGUACCCCGAAAAAGGAAAUUGGUUCCCUUGGAUUAUGGUGAAGAUGAUAAAAAUGCUGCCAAAGGCACUGUGAACACUGAAGAAAAACGCAAACACAUUAAGAGUCUCAUUGAGAAAAUCCCUACAGCCAAACCUGAGCUCUUUGCAUAUCCCCUUGAUUGGUCUAUUGUGGAUUCUAUACUGAUGGAACGACGAAUUAGACCAUGGAUUAAUAAGAAAAUCAUAGAAUAUAUAGGUGAAGAAGAAGCUACAUUAGUGGAUUUUGUUUGUUCUAAGGUUAUGGCUCAUAGUUCUCCUCAGAGCAUUUUAGAUGAUGUUGCUAUGGUACUUGAUGAAGAAGCAGAAGUUUUUAUAGUCAAAAUGUGGAGAUUAUUGAUAUAUGAAACAGAAGCCAAGAAAAUUGGUCUUGUGAAGUAAAACUCUUUUUACAUUUAGAGUUCCAUUUCAGAUUUCUUCUUUUCCACCCUUUAAAGGACUUUGAAUUUUUCUUUGUCUUCAAAGACAUUUGUGAGAUCUGUAAUUUUUUUUGAUGUAGAAAAUGUGAAUUUUUUUUUGUCCUCCAAUUUGUUGAUGCUCUGUGUACUCCCUUGGUUGUAAAGUCAUCUGAAUCCUUGGUUCUCUUUAUACUCACCAGGUACAAAUUACUGGUAUGUUUUAUAAGCCACAGCUACUGUACACAGCCUAUCUGAUAUAAUCUUGUUCUGCUGAUUUCUUCCUUGUAAAUAUUAAAAUGACUCCCCAAUU
Molecule: messenger RNA, 3143 nt
Organism: Propithecus coquereli (Coquerel's sifaka)
Lineage: Eukaryota; Metazoa; Chordata; Mammalia; Primates; Indriidae
Gene: RBM25
Product: RNA binding motif protein 25
Exons: 19
Coding region: 285-2816 (843 amino acids)
Biological process (GO): mRNA processing; regulation of alternative mRNA splicing, via spliceosome
Cellular component (GO): spliceosomal complex
Molecular function (GO): mRNA binding
Source: RefSeq, a predicted model, not a curated record